This is a messenger RNA of Meloidogyne enterolobii, 627 nucleotides long. The record is from the annotation of a GenBank genome assembly. Lineage: Eukaryota; Metazoa; Nematoda; Chromadorea; Rhabditida; Meloidogynidae.
AUGUUUAUUUAUAUUUUAAUAUUAUUUUACUAUUUUUGGAUAUCUUCUGUUUUAUCAUUCCAAAUUAAUUAUUUUAACAAAUUAUCUCCUUCAGAAGAAGAGAAUAAUAAGAACAUUCUUUGGGAAGACAACUAUUUAUUUGAUUUGGCUGAUACAAAUUCUGAUGGAUUUAUUUCAUUCUCAGAGUAUUCUUCUGCUUGGGGAGCUAGAAAUCAUUUGGAUAGAGAGCAGAUAUAUAGAGUUACUCGUUUGCCUUAUUUAUAUGAACAUUUUAAACAAAUGGAUAUUGAUAAGGAUGGACUUUUAAAUUUUAAUGAAUUUAUUUAUGAUAUAAAUAAUUCUCGUAUAAGCAGGAAACAAUUGGGAAAAUUAUUCUUUCAAGCAAUGGAUGAAAAUAGUGACGAAACAAUAACAUUUGACGAAUUUCUUAAUUUUGUUUCAAAUAUUUAUGGAUAUAAUUACAAACAAAAAAUUACAUUAUCAAAUAAUAUUGAAAUGAAUUCAAUUUUCUUUAGCAGAGAUUUUAAUAAAGAUAGAGUUCUUAAUUUGGAUGAAUUUCUUGGAAUUAUAGAUAAAGACCAUUAUAAAAUUAAUAAAGGUACAGGUGUGGAUAAUUUAAAUAAUUAA